AUGACUGGGCCGGCAUCGCCAAGCACAGAAGGUCCUACCUUUGCGCCCCCUCAGUUACCUCCCGGCUGGAUCGCGCAGUGGGACUCGUCCAGCAGAAAGUACUACUACGUCCAGCUCGCCACCGGCGUCUCCCAGUGGGAGAUACCUACCGAAGCCGCCAAAACCGGCAGCACCCCCGCGCAGCAGGAAGAUCACCCAGGCAUGGGCGACGGCCCUUCGGGGGAUCGUGGCCUUGGCUCCAUGGCGAUGAACGCUCUUCUCGGUGGCAAACAAGGUGGUGGUGGUAGUGGCGGCGGCGGCGGCAUGGGCAACCUCGGUAGCCUCGCGAACCAAUUCCUCGGCGGCGGCAGCGGAGGUGGUGGCGGCAAGACCUCGUCUGGUCUCGGCGGCAAACUCGUCGGUCAGCUUGCCUCGAACCUAUUUUCACCUUCAGAGAAGCCCGAGGCGCCGUCAAACUACCACGGCGGCCAAAACUCAAACGCGUCAUCGCACCAGCAGGGCGGCCUCGCCGGUGCCGUCAUGGGUGGCGUGGCCAGCAUGUUCGGCGGUCAGCACUCCUCCGGUAACCAGAACUUUGGAUACUCCAACACCGGCACCGGCGGUACCUACUCCUCCAGCAGCCCCGCGCCGACCUACAACCCGCCGGGUUCGAACCACAACGUCUCCAGCUCCAACCAAGGCUCGGGCUCCAACCACGGCAGUCAAACGACACAUGGAAGCGCCUCGCAAAGCCACUCUUUCUCGGAGAAGCCAUCGCACCAAUCCAGCCAAUACAGCGACGGCAGCUACUCUCAGCAGCCCCCCAGCUACAGCAGCCAGUCACAGCACGGCAGUCAGCACAGCUACGGCGGCGACCAGCCCAACUACUCGAGCCAGUCCAACUACAACCAGUCGUCCCACGGCGGCCAAGGACACAACUACAGCGGCUCGCAUGGCGGUCAGCAGCAUGGAGCACAACAGUACGGGAGCCAUGGCCAGCAGCACGGCGACGGAUACAACUCUGGCAACCAGUACGGCGGGCAGCACAACCAGUAUGCAGGCGGGGGCGGAGGCGGAGGCUACCAAGGCCAGAGUCAGGGCUAUGGCGGCGGUCGUUACUAG
This is a messenger RNA of Akanthomyces muscarius, 1101 nucleotides long. RefSeq lists its product as uncharacterized. The transcript is spliced from 4 exons. Gene Ontology annotation, molecular function: protein binding. The coding region runs from base 1 to 1101 and encodes 366 amino acids. Lineage: Eukaryota; Fungi; Ascomycota; Sordariomycetes; Hypocreales; Cordycipitaceae. The record is from RefSeq and is a predicted model, not a curated record.